Auanema sp. JU1783 is the source of this 708-nucleotide messenger RNA. Lineage: Eukaryota; Metazoa; Nematoda; Chromadorea; Rhabditida; Rhabditidae. The record is from the annotation of a GenBank genome assembly.
AUGUUUUCAAAGAUUGUUCUUUUCGCUUUAUUCGGCUUAUCUUCUGCCAUCAUCGACUUAAACUGUACCGAUGGAACAAACUGGGCUAAUAGAGCGUUUAAUUGCGAAAACGUUUAUUCGGACAACGUUUGCGAAGUUCUUUACGCUGCAGCUGCCGCAUUAGAAGUUGGAACAGCAACCACUGACAGAAAUGACAACUGCUACAGUACCGUUACUCCUGCCACUGCCACUACAGUCAAUGCCGAAUUGAAAGAAAUUUCUGUAGCCAACUGCCCUAAGACUUGUGGAUAUUGUUGCCUCACAAAUGAAUUCCAGUGUGAAAACGCUAGACUUCCUCGAAUCAACUGUAACACAGUUACCAGCCGAAUGUGCAAAGAUCCCCUCUGGAGAGAAGUCAUUGCUGCUGACUGUCCAAAUGUGUGCGGAUUCUGUCUGCUCGGAGGAUGUAUCGAUGCUGCUCCAGAUUGUGCUCUCAAUCCAACAAUUUGUUACACACGUGGUCUUGAGUCGUUCUCCAGCACCAACUGUAAACGCACCUGUGGACUCUGCGAUUCUACUUCAACAACUGCUGCUUCUGUCACCAGUUCUACUUGCGCUGACACCAACAGAAACUGCGCCGGAUGGGUUAGAAAUGGCUUCUGCACGAACACCUUCUACACAGCCGCCCAAAGAAGACAGUUCUGUGGUAGAUCUUGCAACUUGUGCUAA